ACUUAUUUCCGACAACUCCCACCAAUUUCAUCAGAUUCGCUAAAAAAAAAACCAAUUUCAUCAGUUCGAAGAACUUCGAACCUGCAGCUCGUCGCGUCGCGGCCCUUUGCCGCCGCGGCGCCGGGCGCCGGCCAUGCUCACGGUGUCCCUCCUGGAUGCGCACCUCGCACGGUGCUGCUCCGCGCGCCACCUCCUCCAGAUCCACGCCCAGUUCAUUGCCUCCGGCCUCCUCGCGGACGCCUUCGCCGCCAGCCGCCUCCUGCUCUUCACCUCCGCCAGCCGCCUCCUGCCGCUCCCCUUCCACCACUCGCUCCGCCUUCUCCGACUCGUCCGCUACCCCAACGCCUUCUCCUGCAACACGCUCCUCAAGUCCGCCCUCAUCGGCGGGAUGCCACACCUCUGCCUACCACUCUACGCCUCCUUGCCAGCGCCACCCGACUCCUACACGCACCCCAUCCUCGCCGCCGCCUGCGCCUCCAGGAAGGACGUGAUUGAAGGCAGGCAGGUGCAUGCUCACGCUGUCAGUCACGGGUUUGGCGAUAAUUUGUACCUCAGGAACGCCCUGAUCUUCAUGUACUCUGCCUGCGGUUGCCUCUGGGACGCGCGCAGGGUGUUUGACGCAGGUCCCGUGUGGGACGCUGUUUCAUGGAACACGAUCCUCGCUGCCUAUGUGCAUGCUGGCGAUGUCGAUCAGGCCGUUGAGGUGUUUGCACAGAUGCCAAAGCGGAAUGCUACAGCUGUGAGCUCGAUGGUCUCAUUGUUUGGGAGGAGGGGUAUGGUGGAUGAGGCGAGGAGGGUGUUUGAUGCGGCAGAGUGUAGGGAUAUUUUCACGUGGACUGCCAUGAUUUCUUGCUUUGAGCGCAAUGACAUGUUUGCAGAGGCGUUGCAUGUAUUCUCCUGUAUGCGCCGAGAGAGGUGGCAUGUGGACGAGCCGUUGAUGGUUAGUGUGGUGUCUGCUUGUGCACAGUCAGAGGUGAUUCAGAAUGGGCAAAUGUGCCAUGGACUGGUUAUCAGAGCUGGUCUCUGUUCGCAGGUGAAUGUUCAGAAUGCGCUGAUCCACAUGUACUCAUCUUGCUUGGAUGUUUUUGCGGCCCGGAGAUUGUUUGAUAGUGGUGAGUGUUUGGACCAGUAUUCCUGGAACUCGAUGAUAGCUGGCUAUCUAAAGAAUGGUCAUGUCAAAGAUGCAAUGGCAUUGUUCAGUGCAAUGCCUAACAAGGAUAAUGUUUCUUGGAGUACAGUGAUCUCUGGUUGUGUGCAAAACAACCAAUCCUCAGAUGCACUCACUGUUUUCGAUAACAUGCAAGCUCAGGGAAUCAGGCCGGAUGAGGUUACUAUUGUCAGUGUUAUAUCUGCAUGCACUAAUCUUUCUGCUCUAGAGAAAGGCAAGUCGGUUCAUGAGUACAUAAAGCAAAACCAAUAUUACGUCUCUCUUGUACUUGGGACUAGCCUCAUUAACAUGUACAUGAAGUGUGGAUGCUUGGAAGCUGCAUUGGAAGCCUUCAACAUAAUGGAAGAAAAAGGAACGCCUUGCUGGAAUGCUGUCAUUGUGGGGUUGGCCAUGAAUGGUCUUGUGAUGAAAUCCCUUGACAUGUUCUCAGAGAUGGAAGCAUCUGACACUGCUACCCCGAAUGAGAUAACUUUCACUGGAGUUCUGAGUGCUUGCAGGCAUGCUGGCCUAGUUGAUGAGGGCCGCCACUUCUUCAAGUUGAUGCAGCACAGAUACCAGAUUGUGCCAAACAUCAGACACUAUGGAUGCAUGGUUGAUCUCCUUGGACGUGCUGGAUAUGUUAAAGAGGCUGAGGAUAUGAUUCAGAGCAUGCCCAUGUCACCUGAUGUUCCAGCAUGGGGUGCAUUGCUCGGUGCCUGCUGGAAGCAUGGUGAAUAUGAGGUUGGAGAAAGGGUGGGGAGGAAACUUGUCAAUCGGGAUCCUCUCCAUGAUGGGUUUCAAACCAUGUUAUCUAACAUAUAUGCUAAAGAGGGAAUGUGGCAAUCUGUAGAUGACCUAAGGGGAUCCAUGAAGCAACGACAUGUCCAAAAGGUUUCAGGACAUAGUGUGGUCAAAUCAUCACAUUCUUAUGAGAUUCUAGCAGGUGAUGGCACCUGAAAGCACAAUGCAGAUACAUACAACAUUCACCUGGCAUCAGCAACCAAAUUAUUUAUCUUCUGAACAUUUACUAGAGAGCCAAUGCAUGCAAAAGGAAAAAAGAAUCCCAAGUCUCAUUUGCUGAAAAAACAAAUGUGUGCAAAGAUCUGCAAUUUUGAUGAUGAGAUGGAAGCUUAAUUAUGUCGGAUGGUGCAAAUAAACCCUGCUAUUGCACAAGUAAGAGGGUAGCAGUGGCUUCGUUCGAAGGAAAGAAAUGGGAUGGCGAAAUUAAGGACUUGCAGACUAACAUUUACAUAACGAGCAUGGAGAGAGCUCAUCUAUGGACCGUGAGCGAGUGAUUGAAAAUUGUGACUGGACAUCAUGGGGAAGCAAAACUGUAAUAUUUUCCACAGGAAGAUAGGGGAGAAUUGAGGUGUGUUUCGGUACGACUUGAGCACCGGCCAUACCAUCCAGGUGACCCCGGAGGGAUUCGACGCACUGACUCCAGCAGCCAUUGAUGUAGGCCAGAGUGGUAACGGGCAACCAUCCACCAGAAGUCUGUUUUCACUGAUAUCCGCAUUGAAGCACAGUACCGCCACAUCGAGAUUUUUGACAUGAGUUUGCUGGAAGCACCACUGCAGAAUCUUGCAGAUCACUCAGUAUACCAAGCCCAAAACCGACCAUUACAACCCUUUGGUGAUGGAAGGUGGCAAGUACAUUGUGUACCAUCGUUGCAAAGUGACUAUCUCCAGAUAGAUGUAAUAUUUCGCCAAGAAUUAUGAAACGGAGGGAGUAAUAUUUUGGCUCGUGCAGCAUGGAGAUGGAGAUCAUAUCCCGAGGUAUUUCCACAAGCUGCACUCCCCACAUGAACAUGUUCGAAUGGCUCUAAGCUUGCAUUCGUUGAUAAUGAGUUCUUCCUGUCGUAACCUUCUAUCUCUGUUUUCUCUGACAACUCGUUUGGCAACACUACUUCCAUUUCAUUUUGUAGAAAUGAAAUGAAUUCUAAUUUUUGAUAGGAUUUCAUUUGGUUGAAUUUGAAUUUCGGGUUCAAAAAUCAUGUUUGUCUGUCAUAUGGAUUUGUAGAGUGAGAGAGAGUUCUAGAGAAAUGAUGGAUUUUAGAGAGGAAUUGAGGUUAGUUGUACCGUGAUUUCACGGAAUUGCAAAUUGAAUUCAUGUUUCCAAUUCCGCGCCAACCAAACAAGUUAGUUUUUAAAAUUCAAAAUAAAUUUCACAAUUCUAACCCAAAUGAUGGCUGCCAACCAAGCUGUAAGUAUUUUCUUCGAGUACUGGGUAAGACAAAAUUUGCAUAAAACUAUAGCCAUUGGUCCAUGUAAAAUAAACACGGUGCGAGUAAAAAUAUCUCCUGAACUCCGUAGUGGUCUUCUUCUUGGACGGCAGCAAAAGGGAUUCACGACCACACACCCC
This is a messenger RNA of Brachypodium distachyon (stiff brome), 3508 nucleotides long. Its product is annotated as pentatricopeptide repeat-containing protein At1g05750, chloroplastic. Gene Ontology annotation, molecular function: protein binding; RNA binding. The transcript has 5 exons. Gene Ontology annotation, biological process: RNA modification. NCBI's taxonomy places the organism in Eukaryota, Viridiplantae, Streptophyta, Magnoliopsida, Poales, Poaceae. The record is from RefSeq and is a predicted model, not a curated record. The coding region runs from base 134 to 2104 and encodes 656 amino acids.